This is a messenger RNA of Leptosomus discolor (cuckoo roller), 2211 nucleotides long. Lineage: Eukaryota; Metazoa; Chordata; Aves; Leptosomiformes; Leptosomidae. The record is from RefSeq and is a predicted model, not a curated record.
AUGAAGACACUGUGGCUGAGGGUCUCCACAAGCUGGGGCGCUCAGCCCCUGGUAUCGAGUACGUUUAUCUUAACCUGUCGCUUUCAUUGGGGCACCUCUUCAAUGUCUUCUGCUACUGCGUGUGUCUUGGGAGAGCGAGAUCUUUCUUGUGUCAGUCACAUGCCUUACCUACUGGAACUGAGUGCUUCCAACAAUGAAUUGACUACAUAUUUUGGUUUUAAACCACCUAAAAAUCUCAAGGAAGUAGAUUUUUCGUACAAUCAAAUACCUAAAAUGCAAGAUUUGUCAGCGUACCAGUCACUUACUAAACUCUUGCUGGAUUUUAAUAACAUCGAGGAGAUAAGAGGCCUGGAGAAGUGUCACAGUCUGACUCAUCUGAGUUUGUCACACAACAGACUCUUUGCAGUCAGUGGCCUUGAGAAUUUACCUAUCAGAAUACUCAAUCUGAGCUCUAACCAGAUUGAGAAGAUAACUGGCUUGGACAGCUUGAAAACUCUGCAGAAGCUGGACCUAUCUAGCAAUAAAAUAACUAGCCUAGAAGGCUUGGGGGGACAUGAUCUACUAGAGAUGAUCAACCUAGAAGAUAACCAGAUUGCUGAGCUACGUGAACUUGAAUGCAUUGAAGAUCUGCCUCUCCUCAGAGUUCUAAAUCUUUUAAAAAAUCCUGUACAGGAGCAAACAGAUUAUUGGCUCUUGACGAUUUUCAUGUUGCUCCAACUAACAGAACUGGAUCUCAAGAAGAUUUCAGUGGAAGAAAAGGUUGCUGCUGUGAAUAAAUACGAUCCUCCUCCAGAGGUUGUUGCUGCUAAAGAUCAUAUGACCCACGUUAUGUACAGUAUGAUGCAGCCCCAGAGAAUCUUUGACAGCACUUUACCUAGUCUUGAUUCUCCCUACCCCAUGCUGGUACUAGUUGGCCCUGUAGCCUGUGGUAAGAGAGAGCUUACUCAUAAGAUCUGCAGACAGUUCAACAAUUUCUUCAGAUACGGUCCCUGUCACACUACCAGGGCAGCUUACUUUGGUGAAGAAAACAGACUUGAUUACUAUUUCGUUUCUCAAGAAGCAUUUGACAAAAUGGUGAACACAGGGAAGUUUAUAGCAACCUAUAAAUACAGUGGCUAUUACUACGGACUUGGAAGAGACACUGUAGAAUCAAUUGCCAGAGAGGGUCUUGCAACCUGUGUUGACUUAGAAAUAGAGGGUGUGCGUAGCUUGAAAAAUACCUACUUUAAACCCAGAUAUAUCCUGCUAGUACCAACGGACAAAGAAAAAUAUGAGGGACAUCUGCGGAGGAAAGGGUUAUUCAGCAGGCCAGAGAUUGAAGAGGCAGUCUCCAGAGUGGACAUGUACCUCAAAAUAAGUCAGGAUUUUCCAGGAUACUUUGAUGCAGUAGUCAACACAGAUGAAGUGGAUGAAGCAUUCACAGAGCUGAGUUUCCUCGUAAAGGCAUACCUGGGUUUGGAGUCACCUGCAGUUUUUGACAGCAUUCGAGACUUGAACAGCAGAGCAGGAGCAGGUUCAAGGAUACGGCUCUUACAAGAGCAAAGAUUGUCACCCGGGGGAGUAAUUACUGGAACUACUCGGUCUUCAUCUGUCAAUGAGUUCUUGGAUUCUUCUGCCAAAAACUAUCCAGGAGGCAUCUCGGACAAGCUUUCUGCACAACUGGGCUCUGUGGAAGAAGCUUCUCUCCAAAGGCGUUUUUCUGCAGCACGUCAGGCUCUGUCAGGGAAGGCCCCUAGUGCAUCUGUCCAGCUGUUUCAAAGGGACCUGGCAAUCACUCCUGCACCGAGCAGCUCCCGUCAACAAUUACUGGAACCAACAACACGUGCUUCCCUGCUCUCGGGUGGAAGGAAUGUCACCCCAGACCGGAGCUUCCCCCUGACUAACCCGGAGAGCCGCUCCAGAGAAUCUGGUCCUGCUAAUGAACGAUUUCCACCCUCAGCUGGUGCCGCUGCUCUUGAAGGUCUGCGGGUUCGGACCCCUGUUCCCCACGCUCGCCUCACUGAAGAAGCCAAAGCUGAGCAUCCAAGAGGAGCUGAAAACGGAAAGGAUAGAUUGAAAGAGACUGGACUCCCUAGUGACGAUCUUCAGAGGAAAUACAGCAAGUCCAAGACCAGUUCUUCUCGUGUGCCUCAGCUCAGCAGCUGGCCAGGCUCCCACUCCAAACCUGUCCUACCUCCCAUCCCGUCUGGGCGGAAGAGAACCAACCCCUGA